AGCCCGGCGGCGCGUUCCCACAGACGGGCAGAGCGGGGCUCCCAUGGCGCUGGCUGGGCCUGUGACCCGGGCCCCCACGGACCUGGGCUCCCUUCUCCUCCUCUUCCUGCUGCUGCCCUGGGCCCCGGCCCUCGCCCUUCUGGCUGGGCUGGUUCCUUCAGAGACCCCAAGUGCCUGUGCCUCAGACCCGUGUGCUCCAGGGAUAGAGUGCCAGGCUACGGAGAAUGGUGGCUACAUCUGUGGGCCCCCGGAGCUCCAGGGCUGUGCCACACAGCCAUGCCACCAUGGUGCUCUGUGUGUGCCCCAGAGUUCAGAUCCUAAUGGCUUCCGCUGCUACUGUGUGCCUGGCUUCCAGGGACCCCGCUGUGAGCUGGACAUUGAUGAGUGUGCAUCCCGGCCCUGUCACCAUGGGGCCACCUGCCGCAACCUGGCUGAUCGCUACGAGUGCCUCUGUCCCCUUGGCUAUGCAGGCGUGACUUGCGAGUCAGAGGUGGACGAGUGCGCCUCGGCGCCGUGCCUGCACGGCGGCUCGUGCCUGGACGGCGUGGGCUCCUACCGCUGCGUGUGCGCGCCGGGCUACGCGGGCGCCAGCUGCCAGCUAGACGUGGACGAGUGCCAGAGCCAGCCGUGCGCCCACGGGGGCGUGUGUCACGAUCUCGUCAACGGGUUCCGAUGCGACUGUGCGGACACGGGAUACGAGGGCGCGCGAUGCGAGCAGGAGGUGCUGGAGUGCGCGUCGGCGCCCUGCGCGCACAACGCGUCCUGCCUCGACGGCCUGGGCAGCUUUCGCUGCCUCUGCUGGCCAGGCUUCAGUGGCGAUCGGUGCGAGGUGGACGAGGACGAGUGUGCAGCGGAACCUUGCCGAAAUGGGGGACAGUGCCUGCAACGCUCCGACCCAGCCCUGUACGGGGGUGCCCAGGCUGUCCUUCCCGGUACUUUCAGCUUCCACCAUGCUGGGGGCUUCCUGUGUCGCUGCCCUCCGGGCUUUGCAGGGGACGACUGCGGUGUGGAUGUAGAUGAGUGUGCCUCAUCGCCAUGUCUCAACGGAGGCCGAUGCCAAGACCUGCCCAAUGGCUUCCAGUGUCACUGCUUUGAUGGCUACACAGGCCUCACAUGUCAGGAGGAUGUAGAUGAAUGUCGAUCUGAGCCUUGCCUCCAUGGCGGAACCUGCAGUGACACGGUGGCGGGUUAUGUCUGCCAGUGCCCUGAGGCCUGGGGUGGACCAGAGUGUUCUGUAGAGCUCACUGGCUGUCAGGGCCACACCUGCCCACUGGCUGCCACCUGCAUCCCUACCUUCAAGUCUGGGGUCCACAGUUAUGCCUGCCGCUGCCCACCUGGUACCUAUGGACCUAGCUGUGGCCAGAACACCACCUUCUCGAUUGUGGCCGGGAGCCCUGUGUGGGCAUUGGUACCAGUUGGUGGCCCCCUGGGUCUGGCACUGAGGUUUCGUACCACAUUGCCUACUGGAGUGUUGGCCACUCGCAAUGACACCCAGGACAGCGUAGAGCUGGCCCUGGUGGGGGCUGCACUCCAUGCCACACUCUGGAGGCAUGGUACCAUGGCACUUGUCCUUAGACUGCCAGACCUAGCCCUGAAUGAUGGGUACUGGCACCAGGUAGAGGUGGCAUUCAGUGUGGCGACCCUGGAAUUGCGGCUCUGGCAUGAGCGCUGCCCUGACCAGCUCUGUGUGGUCUCUGGUCUUGUGGCAGCAGGUCCCAUGGCCUCAGUGGCUCCCGGGCCUGUCGGGCCUUGCUUUGUCCAGCUAGGUGGCUGGGCCCUCGUAGGCUGCCUCCAGGAUGUGCGUGUGGACGGGCACCUUCUGCUGCCUGAGGAGCUGAAUGGGACUGUGAUCCUGGGCUGUGAACGCAGGGAGCCUUGCCAGCCCUCACCCUGUGCUCAUGGAGGGACCUGCGUGGACCUGUGGACUCACUUCCAUUGUGACUGCCCGCGGCCUUAUGAUGGGUCCACAUGCACUGAUGAGAUCCCUGCUGCCACUUUUGGCUUGGGUGGUACCCUGAGCUCUGGCUCCUUUCUGCUCCACCAGCUGCCAGGCCCCAACCUCACCGUGUCCUUCCUCCUCCGCACUCGGGAGUCCGCUGGCCUGCUGCUUCAGUUUGCCAGCGAUUCAGCCACUGGUCUGACCGUCUUUCUGAGAGAGGGCCAGAUCCAGGUCGAAGCACCCAGCCGUCCUGCUGUGGUCCUCCCUGGGCGAUGGGAUGAUGGACUCCGCCACUUUGUGACGCUCAGCCUUGGGCCUGACCAGCUGGAGGACCUGGGGCAGCAGCUGCACGUGGGUGGCAGGCUCCACCCUGCCGACACCCAGCCUUGGGGCGGGCCUUUUCGAGGCUGUCUCCAAGACCUGCGACUGAAUGAUGUCCACCUCCCUUUCUUUCCGGGGCGGGUGGAGAACUCAAGCUGGACCAGCGAGCUAGACACUGGCCAGUCCUGGAAUCUUACCCAGGGUUGUGUUUCCGAGGACGUAUGCAGUUCUGAUCCCUGUUUCAACGGUGGAACUUGCCUUGUCACUUGGAAUGACUUUCACUGUACCUGCCCUGACAACUUCACGGGGCCCACCUGUGCCCAGCAGCUGUGGUGCCCCAGCCAGCCUUGCCUUCCGCCUGCCACCUGUGAGGAAGUCCCAGAUGGUUUUGUAUGUGUGGCCGAGACCUCGUUCCGCGAAGGGCCCCCGGCUGUGUUCAGCGGGCACAGCGUGUCGUCCGGGCGCGAGCUCAGCGGGCUCUCGUUGGCCUUCCGCACGCGCGACCCCGAGGCGGGGCUGCUGCGCGCCGCCGCCGGCCGGGCGGGCGUCUGGCUGGCCGUGCGCAACGGCUCGCUGGCAGCCGGGGUGUCGGGCGCGGAGCUUCCCGUCCCCGGGCCGCUCGUGGCCGACGGCGCCUGGCACCGCGUGCGCCUGUCUCGGGAGCGCCCGGCGGCCGCCGCGUCGCGCUGGCUGCUGUGGCUGGACGGCGCGGCGACGCCCGUGGCGCUGCGCGGCCUGGCGGGCGACCUGGCCUUCCUGCGGGGCCCGGGCGCCGCGCGCCUGCUGCUGGCCGAGAACUUCACGGGCUGCCUGGGCCGCGUGUCUCUCGGAGGCCUCCCGCUGCCUGUGGCUCGGCCGCGGCCCGGCGCGCCCCCCGGAGCCAGGGAACACUUCUCCGCCUGGCCGGGGACGCCCACGCCGCGCCUGGGCUGCAGCGGCGCGCCCGUGUGCGCGUCCUCGCCCUGCCUGCACGGCGGCGCCUGCCGCGACCUCUUCGAUGCCUUCGCGUGCGCCUGCGCCCCGGCCUGGGAGGGGCGCCGGUGCGAGGCCCGCGCUGACCCGUGUCGCUCGGCGCCCUGUGCCCGCGGGCGCUGCCACGUGCGCCCCGACGGGAGCUUCGAGUGCAGCUGCCCGCCAGGCUUCUCCGGCCCGCGCUGCAGGUUGCCUGUCCUGCCCAAGGAAUGUAGCCUCAACACUACCUGCCUUGAUGGCAGCCUGUGUCAGGGUGAACCCCAGAGCACUAACUGCAGCUGCCAGGAGGGCCUUGCUGGCUGGAGGUGUCAGAGGCCUUCCUUGCCCUGUGAAGACAACCCCUGUUUGAAUGGGGGUACGUGCCGGGCAGCCAGUGGCAUCUCUGAAUGUAUCUGCAGUGCUGGAUUCUCUGGCCAGUUCUGUGAAGUGGUGAAGGGCCUGCCCUUGCCCCUGCCCUUCCCACUGCUGGAGGUAGCCGUACCUGCUGCCUGUGCCUGCCUCCUCCUCCUCCUCCUGGGCCUCCUCUCUGGGGUUCUGGCUGCCAGAAAGCGUCGUCAGUCAGAGGGCACCUACAGCCCUAGUCAGCAGGAGGUGGCCGGGGCCCGGCUGGAGAUGGACAGUGUCCUGAAGGUGCCACCUGAGGAGAGACUCAUCUAGGCCAGGUUGGCUGUCAGUGCCAUGCCCCUGAAGCCCUGUAGGAUCUCUGCCUGGAGACCCAAGAAGACCAUUUCCAGAGCCAGGACACCUGCUGUGUGUGUUCCUGGUCGCUAGCAGCUCUUGCUUCUGCCUAUCAUGGACUCAAGAAGAGGGGAGCAACUCAGGGAUGCAGAAAGGCCAGUGAGGUUGGGAACCUCUCUGGUGUGCUGGCCUGUGCCACAGCAGGCAUGAGGCUGUACGUGAGGGAAUACAUGGGCACCUGUGGUAUGGCAGGUGUGUGUAAGCAUGUGUGUAAGGGACUUGUUGGUCUGCAGGUUCCAGUGUGAGUGUUGUGACAUGUCUCUUGCUGUGUGCCUACAUGACUGUAAUGGGAACAGGUGAUCCCAUUGGGGAGGUGGCUGCUGCAUGGGUAGGGACAGCCUGUAUGUCUCUGGGACAGGGGUAGCCCAAGGCUGCACCUUCUCCAGCAGGCCAAGCCAGAGCUCGCCCAAGCACCUAGGCAGUGGUUCUGGCAUCUUGUCCCACCUCCAAGGACGGCUCCUGCCAUGGAGACAGCUGGAAAACGGGGGAGGGGCAUUUUGGAGAAAGCUGGGCUCUUGGCUCCCAGAACAAAAGCUCCUUCAAGCAGAUCUGACUGCCCUAUGCCAGGGCCAGUCCCAGUCCCAUUCACUGACCCACGUCUGCAGGGCAGGCUCAUAGGAACAGAAGAACCUCUGCCCUGAGCUCCCCUGCCAUGGGCAUUUGUAGGAAUGGGGUGGCCCUCCUGUCUACCUCACAGGGCUAUUGUAAGGAUCAGGGAGGCUCACAGCAGAGAACUCCAGAAGUCUUUAAAUUCCUGUCUGAUAAGAAGGACUGUGGGGUGUUCUUUUAGAUGGUGGGAAGUGUCAUCUGUGUCAGACUUGAAGGUGCUUUCUAGGGCCUGGUAAGGCGGCCUUCCCUUGUCAGCCCUCACAAACACCACUUCCGGGUUCUCCAACUAGACCUGCUCCUUCGACUGCUAGAUGGGUUGCCUGAGUGUGGCUGUUGAUUCAAGCCAAGGAAAUCCUCAGUUUGCUAAACCCUGUGCUCAGUAGACACUGGACAGCCUCUGAAUCUGCCUGCCCAAGGGUGCUCAACAUGCUGCGACCUCUGACUCCAGGAGGACUUUUUCAGAGGGCUUACCCUUGAGCUUCCCAGAGUCACACUAACCUGGAGAUGUGCCCUUUUCAUUUCCCUGGGCUUAUGCUUCCUGACUGGGGGUUCCGUGUGCCAAUGCCAGGUGGUUCUUUGACAUAGUGGAGCUGGAGAGUGACUUUCUCUGGAAGACCUGGGGCUCAGUAGAGACUGACAGGGAUGAAUGCUAAGCCAAGGGGCCUGUUUGGACCUUUAUCCACAAGGAGGUGGGACCACUUUGCACCAUCUGUCACCAUGACACCUGGGAAAGAGCUUGCUGGUCCUUGGCACAGUUCUCUGUAGCCAAGACAUUUUCUGUGGAGCUUCCACAUACCGACCAAACAUUCCAACUUCACCUCAGUGACCCUGGUGACUGGCACAGAGUUCUCUUCCAAACACAUGCACAACUAGGGUGCAGACCACUCUGAGGCUCUGCUUUUGCUGAGAGAUUUUGAAGGGUGUGUCCCCAGGAAUGUUCAGGCCCUGUUGGUGGCCUACAGGACUGUACUAUGGUCUCAACAGGGCUGUGUGUGUGUGGGGGGGGGGGGGGCAGGUUGUCAACAGCCUAGUCUCCAUGGCCUCCUUGGGAAGGAAGGAGGCAAGCUGAGCUUGUUCAGAGCUCCAGAUGGGCAUGUGUGGGUCCAGGCCUUCUCCACCGCCCCUUGUCUGGCCUCUACUUUGAAGGACAGGUGGUGAAGAUUCUUGAGGGUGCACUCAGGCUCCCUCUACAGGAACUUCCUGAAGGACACAGGCGACAGCCUUCUACCCAAGAAUAUUUUAUUGAAUACACACACACACAGUUCAUCCUUGGAUUUGCACAUUCCACCCAGUGAGUGAAGAGACAGUGGUGUAUGUAUGCACACGCACGCUUGCCACCAGCCACCCCCAGCACAGCAGGGGGGAUGGUAUGGGUGUGUGCUGUCUUCUGGGCUGCCCAGCACCUCCCUCCUUCCCUUUGCCCCCUUGGCAGGGUGGGGGUCGGUCUUGCCCUUGUUGGCAUCUGGAGUUUGCCAGGGCAGGGAGUUGGAAUUGGAUGCAGCCAUGCUGAAACACCUGAAUGCCUAGGAGGGUCCCAUAACCCAGGUGAGCCAUGGCUCCCAGAAUGGAAGAGCCCCAAGGAGGGCUUUGUGCCAGAUCCCGGCUCUCCUAGCUUCUCAGAUGAGGGAGCUCCCUGGGGUGACCAGGACCUCCUGAGACCCACCUGUUCCUAUCAGAAACUGGGGUAGACUGUCUGACCAUUUCAAGUAGGAAAUGAGAAAUCAGGUCAAAUGCUUACAAUUUCCUGCAUGCCUCUGAUGGUUGUUUUCUUAAGUGGUUAGGCUUUGUUUUACCGUGGUUUAUUGAAAGGAGUCAAUUUUAAAGAUUCAACAAAUCAAUAAGGUAAAAAGGAAAAGAAAAAGAAACAAUAAAACAUUUCAUUAUAA
Molecule: messenger RNA, 6465 nt
Organism: Jaculus jaculus (lesser Egyptian jerboa)
Lineage: Eukaryota; Metazoa; Chordata; Mammalia; Rodentia; Dipodidae
Gene: Crb2
Product: crumbs cell polarity complex component 2
Exons: 13
Coding region: 44-3889 (1281 amino acids)
Biological process (GO): heterophilic cell-cell adhesion; establishment or maintenance of epithelial cell apical/basal polarity
Cellular component (GO): protein-containing complex; plasma membrane
Molecular function (GO): calcium ion binding
Source: RefSeq, a predicted model, not a curated record